Triplophysa rosa is the source of this 3594-nucleotide messenger RNA. RefSeq names its product tripartite motif containing 35-13 (gene trim35-13). The record is from RefSeq and is a predicted model, not a curated record. Gene Ontology annotation, molecular function: zinc ion binding; protein binding. NCBI's taxonomy places the organism in Eukaryota, Metazoa, Chordata, Actinopteri, Cypriniformes, Nemacheilidae. Bases 533 to 1930 code for a protein of 465 amino acids. The transcript has 6 exons.
CAAACAAAGAUAUUUUAGAGACUGUAAGUAACCAAACAACAGCACUGACUUGCAUUGGUUUUGUGUCCAUACAUUAGAAGUCAAUGGGUGCCGGCAUUAUUUGGUUACCGACAUUCUUCAAAAUAUCUUCUUGAAAGUCAAACAGGUUUGAGGGUAAAUAAAUGAUGAGUUUUCAUUUUUGGGUGAACUAUCCCUUUAAUGCUGUCACUGUGGUCCAAAUCUGUCUAUAUAAAAAUCUUACGAGGUGGUAAAUAUUCUUAAUCCACUCCAUUAGAACGAAAUAAGAUCAUGACAUGCUCCCCAUGCUACAGCACAUCCGUGCUAAGCUCAAAUAACUCCAACAUAUGACCCUUGAUGUUGCAUAAUAUCAUGCUUACGCCCGUCAGAAGAUAUCAGGUGACAGUCUGAUGAACGCCCGCUGAGGAAGUGUUUACUGCAGCCAAUCACAAGCCAGAUGUCCCAGAAGUGAUCUUAAGUGGGUAGGUGGAGCGUCGUGCGAACCCCAUCGGGGAAUGAAGGACUCACAGAAGCGAUGGCUACCAAGCAAUCCCAUCUUGAAGAAGACCUCUCCUGCCCCAUCUGUGGAAGCAUCUUUGAAAAGCCGGUGGUGCUGUUUUGCAGACAUCGCUUCUGUAAACGCUGUCUGGAGAGCCUGUGGAACGGCGUGGGAGCUUGCGAAUGUCCUCUCUGCUGUCAGCCAUCAUCUAUGGGAGAGCUCGUAGUCAACACCACGCUCGAGAAGACCUGCGAAGGAUUUCUGAAGGAGCGCUCCAAAAACGAUCCUUUGGCAUGCAAGGAGCAUGGAGAGAGAUUGAGUCUCUUCUGUUUGGAGGACCUGGAACCCACUUGUAGCAAAUGCAAGUCUCUGGGCAACCACAAGGGUCACAGGUUAUACGCUUUAGAUGAGGCCUCACAGGACUGUAAGGAGGAACUCAAAAACGCACUAAAACCACUUCGAGAAAAGCUGAAGCUCUUCCAGAAAGCUAAACUUACCUGCGAGCAAACAGCAGAGCACAUUAAGAAUCAGGCAGAUCAUACAGAGAGCCAGAUACGAGUCGAGUUUGAGACGCUGCAUCAGUUCCUGCGGGAUGAGGAGGCAUCCAGGCUUUCCAUGUUAAAGCAAGAGAAACUUCAGAAGAGCCAGAUAAUGAAAGACAAGAUUGAAGAUCUGGAAAACGACAUCACAUCUCUCACCAACACUAUAAGAAGUAUCGAACAGGAGAUGAGAGCUCAGGACAUACCGUUCCUCAAGAAUUACAAAGACACUAUAAAAAGAACCUGGCGUAUUCCCCAGGAUCCAGAGAUGGUAACACGCUCUCUCCUUGAUGUAGCAAAAUACCUGGGCUCCUUGAAGUUUAAAGUCUGGGAAAGAAUGAAGGAUAUUAUUACAUAUACUCCAGUGAUCCUCGACCCAAACACCGCAGCGAGCUGUUUCCUCCUGUCAGAAGAUCUCACCACAUUACAGUGCUGUGCUCAGACCUAUAACAUCCCAGACAACACCGAGCGCUUCGAUGUGAGUGCUGAGAUGCUGGCCAGCGAGGGCUUCAGCUGCGGCCGCCACAGCUGGGACGUGGAGGUCAAAAACAACACCUACUGGGUCAUCGGAGUGGCAAGCGCGUCCAUCAACCGGAAGGGAAAGCACGUGCUGACCCCGGCGGAAGGAUUCUGGACCAUCCGACUGCGUAAUGGAGAGUACAAAGCCUGCACCGCCCCGUGGUCUCCGCUCAAUCUGAACAGGGAGCUGCAGGUCGUGAGGGUUGUAUUGGACAUGGACAGAUGUAAGGUGACGUUCUAUGACCCACGGGAGAGAACGCCGCUGUUCAACUUCACAGACAUCAUCAUUCCGAGAGCAUUCCCGUACUUCUGCAGCGCCUGUAAGGAACACCCGUUGAGAGUGUUGCCGGCGAGGGUGUCUGUAAGCGUAGACUGAUAGGCCUGUAAAAAAUGUCCCGCUCAGCGCUUCUCGUCCCGGGCCUUUACUCAUGUUACACGUGUUGUAUGUGGGCAAGUUAGAUAAAAAUAACACUUCCACUUGCUUUGGAGUUUAGGAAAGCUGGUACGCUCUUAAAAAUGGGAAGUGCUACAAAAGAACCACGUCUUAGUUUUUUAUAGUCUGUAGAACCUUUCCCGCUACAAAUUGUGCCUUUAUGGUAUUGUGUAGCGCCUUUUUGUGUUUUAAUAGUAUAUGUCUCAUUAAGAGGUUGAUUUAGACAACAAGGUCGUGUUUCACCUCAAAAUCAACAGCAAAAUAGGAAUAAAAUGGUUUUGCAUAUUACGCUCUUACAAAAAAGGUUCUUCAAAAUGUUCUUCGAUGCCAUAUAAGAACAUUUUGGUUCCAUAAAGAACCUUUAACAUCUGAAGAACCUUUAUGCUUCAAAAAAGAUUCUUUGGGACGAAAAAAGGUUCUUCAGAUUAUAAAAAGGUAAGAAAGAGAUGGUUCUUUAAAGAACCUUUGUGGAACCAAAAAUGGUUCUUCUGUGACAUCGCUGUGAAUGUGUAAGUCUACAUGUUUUAGAAUCAUUUUAUUGACAAUACAAUACAUUUGUCAGUAAUUUACUGUAAAGAGAAUGAAUCUCAUUCUUAUUUAUGGAAUCUAAAAGAAAAAAUCUAAUACUUACCUUGUAAAGUACAUUUGUAAUGUUUGUAAUGUUUUUAAUGCAGACAUGAACUGCAAUAAGAACUCUUUCUGGACACAUUCAUUUUCUUACUGUACAACAAAAAAGUUGUUUUAUUCUGCAUUACAGGAAAUGAUGUGCGUAUCCUUUAAAAAGUUUUAAAAAAUCUUAAAAGAGCAAUGUGGACAUUUUAGCGAUGUCUAGUGGUGAGGUUGCGAAAUGCAGCCAAUGGCUCAUUCCACCCCUCCCUUUUGAAGCACUACGGUGGCUGACACAGCUCUAAGAAGUGUUUGCUUCUUUGCUGAAGGAGAUAACGUAUUUACAAAAUAUGCUCUAUAGAGCAGUUCGUCCGUUUAGGGCUACUGUAGAAACAACAUGGUGAAUUCCAUCCAAGGGGACCCGUGGUGUAUGUAGACAGAAGCUAGUAGAAAGCUCAUUCUAAGAUAACAAAAAUGUAACACUUAAUUGGGCGGUUUCCCAGACAGGGAUUAGUUUAAGACAGGACUAGGCCUUAGUUAAAUUAGGAUAUUUAAGUCUUUUUUAAAAAAACAUACUUUACAAAAAACAUUACUGGUGUGCAUCCUGAGACAAAACAAUCUCACUGAUAUGUCAGUACAAGUUGUUUUCGAUCAAGACACCUCUAACAUUUAAAUUAGUCUGGGACUAGUCUUAAGCCCUGUCUGGGAAACCGCCCCUAAUAUGUCUAGGUCUUUAUACACCUCUGAAGACAUAGUUAUGUACAGUAUAUUAUAUUGCAUUUCUGUCAAUAGAUCCUCCUCCAAAGAAAAAAAAGAAAAAAUCACACACAGCACUUUUAAUGGUUCUAAAAUAAACUUUUUCUUUACGCAAAACUAUUUGAAGAGUUGGUUUCCAAAAUGAGAUAAUUCCGUUUUUAAAAUGUUUAAAAAAAAUCAUAUUUUUAUUGUUAUCAUGUAUUUAUUGUGUUUGAAUGUGUUAGUUAGCUGUAUUUUUAGUUAGU